AUAUUUUGCGCGCGAUAGCCCGCUAAUUUUUCUACUGCACUUCACUGACCCUUCUGUUUUUCGCCCACAAGUCUAGCGAAAUUGUCACGCCGCACAUUGGUAUCAUUCGAGUGCCCCUCUUUCAAGGUUCACGUUUCAUGAGCUCCACUGCACCCAUUCGACCUACGAUCCACAACAUCAACUCGGCCUACGACAUUUAAUUUUUUUACUUCUAUUGGGAAAUUAUAAGGCAAGAUGACGACGCCAACCUCUGCGACGAGCGCGCUCCCUUCGCGGACUUUUACUAAUGGGAGUGAGGAGGACGCUAUCCCAGGAGAGGAUACUAGUGAGGUUACGAAGCUCUUUCAGGAACGCCUCCAGGCAUGGAAGCACGCCGUCGGGUAUCUAUCGGAUUACAUUACGGCCACAGAGAAGACGAAUCAUGCGCAUGGAAAGGAGUAUGAAAAGGUGCUUAAGACUGUAUCAAAUCCCCUGAAAGAGGGCCACCACUUCGAUCAAUCGCUUGGCGGUAUUGCGGGCAUGUUUGAGAAUAUCAGGUCCAACACCCAAGGAAUCUCUAACUCCCACUACGAUACCGCCAAGGCUUUGAAGGGCUCUAUUCUCCCAAUCUUUGAGCGCCUUCACUCUGAAAUCAAGAACAAGACCAAGGAACUUACGAAAGGCGCCGGUAAAGGCAGCAAGGCUGUCGACAAGGCACGUGCUCAUACCCAGAAGCAUAUCGAAACGUUAGGCCAGCAUACCGCAGCUUUCGACAGCCAUGGCGGUAAGAUGUCGGCGGCCGAUGACCCCUACGUCCUCCAGCGCGGUGUUAUGCAUCGUCUAAACAAGCAGAUCCAAGAGGAGAACAACAAUAGACAAGAUCUAAUCAGUGUGCAAAACAGCUUUGCUCAAUUUGAAGCACACAUCAUCCAGACAAUCCAGCAUGGCAUGGGUCAAUUCAUGCAAAUCGUCAACACGCAGGCCGAACAAACAAAGGUCAUGUACGGAGAUAUGGUUGGUACCGCUCAGCGUAUUCCCCUCGACUUUGAAUGGAAUGGCUUCAUCCAGCGAAACAACAACAUCCUGAUCGACCCCUCUGCACCCGCCCGAAGCGUCACCAACAUCCACUUCCCUAACCAAAACCACCGCGCCACGCAACCCCUCAUUGCAGGCUCCCUCGAACGUAAGGGCAAGGUCAUGCGUAGCUAUGACACUAAUUACUACGUUGUCACGCCUUCCAAAUUCCUCCAUGAAUACAAGACAGAUGACGACUUCGCUAGAGACCCCGUGCCGGAUAUGUCCCUAUACCUCCCCGAUUGCAUCGUUGGCGGUUGUAACGGCCAGAAAUUCAAUGUAAAAGGGAAAGAUGUCUCCAAAGGCAAAGUUGGCAACAAAUUCAGCAUGUCCCACGAACUUCAAUUCAAAGCACAUACCACACAAAACGCGAACCAGUGGUGGGAGCUCAUAAGACAGGCGGCGGGGCAAGUUUCUGGAGAGGCACCUGAAAGUUCUGUGCCAACCAGUCCAGCAACAGGCAACAAUAGUCCACAAGAAAACUUAAGCCCGAGUGCGAGUGUGAAACAACCUACACCAUUGCAGACACAGGGACUAGAGAAACAGAAUACCACGAGUCCAGCGAGCGCGCAGACGGCUGGGACUACACCUGCAAGUGCGGCACCUGCUUCUGCGGCGCCAGCUUCAGGAGUGGAGGGCGAGCCUGGAAAGUAUUGAAUGGUAGAGAGUCCUAGAAAAAGAGAGCCACUGAAGAGGUUUGAAUUCAUUAGAAGAGGAUCUAGAGAUAUGA
This is a messenger RNA of Lindgomyces ingoldianus, 1783 nucleotides long. RefSeq lists its product as uncharacterized. The coding region runs from base 235 to 1710 and encodes 491 amino acids. The record is from RefSeq and is a predicted model, not a curated record. The transcript has 3 exons. Lineage: Eukaryota; Fungi; Ascomycota; Dothideomycetes; Pleosporales; Lindgomycetaceae.